GAACGUGGGAAAACGCGCGCGAAAGAUCACACGAGCACUUUUUUUUCCCUCCCGACGCCCGUGGCACGAGCCGAUCGAGUGAGUUCAGCGGAACCAUUGUAAUCUGUGAAGGCUUGCCGACGGACGACGGUACGAUAUCCACGUAGGGCACAAACCCCGCGACGCGGCUAAAGGCCGACCUCGUGAAAAGGCUUCAGGCCGCAAUAGAGGUGGAAAAUGCGGUGACUCCAGAACAAGAAGAAAGCAUGGACACCGAAGAAGACUCGCAGGACGCUCAGGCUUCCCUUUCUCCUGAGCAAGAUGCACCGGUUGAAAAUCCCGAUAAGGAGCUUCUGGAGCACCAGAAGGAGGCGUUGGGCAAGGAGCAGGUACGACUGCUCGAGGAAGAGAAGGAGCUCCUCGGGAAGGCGCAGCAGCAGCAAAUUAUGCUCGAAGCCGAGAAGCAGCAAAAGAUCCUUGAGCAAACCCGCAUUCUAGAGGAAGAGAGGCAGCACAGGCUUCAGCAGCAGCUGUUCCCCGUGACAGAGCAGGUUGUGGCCCACCAAGUGGUGACCACACCGGCCGUGCUUGUGACUCCGGCGGGCAGCCCGCUCGCCGUGGCCACAGCGAAGGCUGCGGCUGCCGCUGCCCCCGCUGCUCCCAUGGUGCUGGCUACUGCCGCAACGGCCAUUCCCCAGCAGGCCACAGUGCUGGCACCGGUGAGCCUAGUGGGAGCAGCGCCUGUCGCAGCUCAGGGCACUACCAUCCUGGCACCUGUUGUGGUGGCCCCAGUCACAUCUGUGGUUCCCCCAGUCACAUCUGUGGUUCCCCCACCGCCGCCGCCGCCGCCACCACCACCACCGCCACCUCCCCCGCCCCCUGCCUCGACCCCGGCUGGGGUUGCACCGAUGGGUGUCUUGCCACAGCCCCCACAGCCACCAGCCAGUCUGACUGGUGGUCCCACCGCUGUGCCCCCACCGCCACCACCUCCACCACCACCACCACCACCACCGCACCUCCCACCACCAAGUGUGCCCCCUCCGGGGCUACCACCACCUGGCAUACCACCUCCUCCUCGGGGUGCCCCUCCUAGAGGCCCACCACCAGGACUACCGCCGCCGGGAGUACCUCCGCCGGGAGUACCCCCGCCGGGUUUGCCGCCACCGGGAAUGCCCCCACCGGGAGUGCCCCCACCAGGGGUACCCCCGCCGGGCCUGCCACCCCCUGGAAUACUGCCACCUGCUCGUGCUCAAAGUGGCACUGGUGGGCAGCAGAGGACUGGACCUCCACCGCAGCCGCCACCACCGCCACCCGGAAUGGCCUCCGGGGAAAAGAUGGACACCACGGUACCAGUCACCGAGGUGCCUGUGGAAAUUCCGCAAGUCAUCGAGGAGAUCUUUGCAAACACAUCCGAACGAGCUCAAGAGCUGGCCCUGGCACCUCCUGAGCCUCCCGCUGAGAAACCAGCAUCCAAGAAAGCGCAGCCACCGAGCAAGCCGCGGCUGGUGGCCAUGGACGAAGGUGAUGAUGAGGACGAUGAAGAACAGGAAGGGACCAAGACGACGUCUGAGUCCAAGAACAAGAAGAGAAAAAAGAAGAAGAAGAAGCGUGCCCAGCGAAGGCAGCUGCAGCAACAGCAGCAAAAGCAGGACGAUGCUGACAAGAAAGCAGCUGGGGAGAAGGACGGGGAGAAGGGGGAGAAAGAGGACGUAGAUGUGGAGUACGUCCAGGAGACGAUAGACUCCAAGGACCCGUACUACUACCAGUUUCUGCUCAUCUUCGAAAAGUUCAAGCUCCAAGAGCCGGAGAAGCCCAAGACAGACACGGGCCCUGUGACCGACCCUGCAGCCAUUGCACAGAGGCUCUUGGAACGCAAAAAGCCAGCCGACUUGGAUGAGAAGGAUGAUGACGACUUGAAAAUGGAAGACAAGCCGAAGCUGUCGAAACGCAAGCUAAAGAAGUUGAGCAGAAUGACCAUCGCUGAGCUCAAACAGAAAGUCACCCGGCCAGAAUUGGUGGAGAUGCAUGACGUGACUGCCAAGGACCCAGUAUUGCUCCUCCACCUAAAGUCAUCGCGCAACACAGUGCCGGUGCCCCGCCACUGGUGCUUCAAGCGCAAGUACCUGCAGGGCAAGAGGGGCAUCGAGAAGCCGCCCUUUGACCUGCCCGGCUUCAUCAAGAAGACUGGCAUCAUGGAGAUGCGCCAGGCCCUUCAGGAAAAGGAAGACCAGAAGACGAUGAAGGCCAAGAUGCGUGAGAAAGUGCGUCCCAAGCUGGGCAAGAUCGACAUUGACUACCAGAAGCUGCACGACGCUUUCUUCAAGUGGCAGACCAAGCCUCGCAUGACCAUGCACGGGGAUCUGUACUACGAGGGAAAGGAGUUUGAGACGCGACUGAAGGAAAAGAAACCUGGUGACCUGACGGAUGACCUGAGGAUUGCUCUGGGAAUGCCCACUGGUCCGAACUGCCACCGGUGCCCUCCACCUUGGCUUAUUGCCAUGCAGCGGUAUGGACCACCACCUUCAUAUCCGAACCUCAAGAUACCGGGUCUCAACGCCCCGAUUCCAGAUGGUUGCUCCUUUGGGUACCAUGCUGGUGGCUGGGGCAAACCACCUGUGGACGAAAUGGGCAGACCACUCUAUGGUGAUGUAUUCGGCACACAGUCAUCAGACGCUACGAACAACAUGGUUGAUGAAGAGGUCGAUCGCACUCUCUGGGGUGAGCUCGAGAGUGAGUCUUCGGAGGAGGAAGAAGAUGAGGACGAAGACGAGGAAGAGGGUGUUGAAGACGAGACGGGUCUGGUCACUCCAGCCGAAGGCCUGGUGACACCUAGUGGCUUCAGCUCGAUACCCACCGGAGUUGAAACUCCAGACAUGAUUGAGCUACGAAAGCGCAAGAUUGAGUCCGAGAUGGAAGGUGGGGACACCCCAGCCUUGUACACCAUUCUGCCAGAGAAGAAGACCGAGAGGGUAGGCGCUGCCAUGAUGGGAUCGACGCACGUCUACGACAUGAGCGCCGCAAUGGUGAAGGGAGGUCCCAAGAUGCCGACGGUUGUGGCGGGCACGGCCAAGCAGUCGGGUGGCGUGGAAAUUGCCCUGGACCCGAGCGAGUUGGAGAUGGACUCUGCCGCCAUGGCUGCCCGUUACGAACAGACCCUGCGCGAGCAGCAGUCUCACCUGGCCAAGGAGGACCUCAGCGACAUGGUGGCCGAGCACGCAGCACGGCAGAAGAACAAGCGAAAAAAGCAGCAGCAGGACACUACGAAGACAGCGAAGAAGUACAAGGAGUUCAAGUUUUAAUGGCCCAUCACACUCUCCCAGCACACCCUCAUCUGUUGAAAAUAAAAACUGUCAUUUCCCACUG
Molecule: messenger RNA, 3342 nt
Organism: Rhipicephalus microplus (southern cattle tick)
Lineage: Eukaryota; Metazoa; Arthropoda; Arachnida; Ixodida; Ixodidae
Product: splicing factor 3b subunit 2
Cellular component (GO): nucleus; U12-type spliceosomal complex
Source: RefSeq, a predicted model, not a curated record